UUUUUUUUUGAAAAGAAAAUCUGCUUAUUUUUUGGCUAAUUAUGUUCGGCAGUUUUAGGUUCGUAAGUUAGGUGAGUGUGUUGGAGAGUUUCAAGUUUUGUUGUUUUCUGGGACGAGACGUAUGCCAUUCUUGAUUAGUGUUAAUUAACUGAUUUCUGGCAGUUUUUCUCGUUAUAUUUUACAUUUGUUAUGGUUUGGUUACUGAUUUUCUUUCUAUUUAUAUACUUUUAAUUUGAGUAAUUUAUCUUCCCUUCUGUUGGAUUGUGGCACAACUUUAACUUGCCAGUGGUUGCCUAUUUUGAAUUGGUUAAUAGAUGUAAAAUAUUCUUUGCACGUUGUUGUUAUGGUAGAUUGCAAAUGAAAUCUCAUGUGCCUAUUUUCUGUCAGGUUUUUAAUGUUUUUGGGUAUAAAAUUUCAGCUGUAACUGUUAGUACUUAGUUAAGCAUGUACACCAAACCUAAUCAUCCUUGAAACAAAACAGAAAAAGAGAAUUAAAGGCAAAAAAGUAUAAAAAGAAUGGAGGAGAAAAUUACAUCGUCUGUAAAAAUUUAGCUGCUCUAUCUCAGGUGUACCAUUGAGCUACUGUAAUUUGCGUAUUUAGAACAAAUCCAGUGGGCCCCAUUGAGCUUUACUUUAGAACUGGAUUAUGUGGAUAUAUGUCAAGAGUGCCUCAAUUUUGGUCUGCGCCUAAACUUCAAUAUAGGUUUGAUCCAUACGUUUUUUUUUUGUGAUAAACACUUAUUUGUUUUUGGUAGGUCCGUUUUAGUUUUAUGGUCAAUGAAUUAGGACAAUUUUGAGUACAAGAUUCUUUCUCUGCCUUCUCAUCCUUAGUUUGCCAGUAUACCUAAUUACCUAUACGUUUGCAUUCAUGUUAGUCAAGAUAUAGAGUAUGGUCGGUUUCCCCAUUGAAAUUUGGCAUGUGCCUUUGACUAUACAUUAUGCAUACUCUAGCUUUGUCACCAUCCAAGACAAUAUUACGAGGACCACUGUGUUUUUCUAUGCACAUGGCUUCAAGGUUGGAGAUGUCCUUAGAAGUAUAAGAAUGUAGGCAGUCAUGUAAAUUUUCAGUGCAUGUAAAUAAUUACACGGGCCAUAAUGAUGGUUUUAAAGAAAUGUGAAGGGGUCGGUUGAAUACUUUGACCUUGUUUCCGACAAGGAUUUGAAAUGGUCAUUUCUCCUCGGGAUUACAUACUUGAGAUUUAAUAUCCGCGGCUUUUUUUAUUACAAAAGGUUGUAUGGUGCAGCAAUAGUUACUAGUUCUUAACUCAAUGCAAAACAUUGAGAAUUUUUUGGAUUAGAGGAAAAUGACGGUUUUGAAAUAAUAUUUAUUUCUGACCUUUUUAGUUGCAAUUGAUUUUACUAUGGCUGACUUGAACAUUCUCAGGAGAAAAUAAUUUAUUUUCUUAUGGGCUAUUUUAGGUAAUAAUUUGUUUUUCAGCAUGCAAUAUAAUGUUCGAACUAAUUUGUAUGACAGAAAACUUUGAUUACUAUUAUGGAUAACGUACUUGCUAUCUUGUUAUAACUGAAAGUUUAGACACUCUUCACUGGUUCUUGUCGGCAUUCUUUUUUUGUAACAUUGCUAUUAAUGAAGUGGCCUAAGUUCAUGAUUAUUAGGAUUUAUUUGAUAUAGCACGUCUUAGAGUUACAACACUUUGUGUUUGUGCAUUUACAUAUUCAAGUAAUUCCAAUUUUUGACAUUUUGCUGACAUCAUGGCUAAAGUCAAACAUGCAGACUCGUGUGAAAGCAGUGUCUGGGAGUGGUGGUUAUUGUCCACCUCCAGAGUUACUUAAAACGGCUUCUUUUGGGCAUGAUUUAUAUGAAUGGACCAGCACAAUUUUCACCAAGUUUCCAGGGGGAGAUUUUAUGAAUGCAAGAUUAAUCUUGACUUAAAUGGUGCUUCCCCAAUAUCGACGACAGUUCGGAGAAUGAUUAUUAUCCUCUUGUGAUGGCGGCUGGAAAAUCUGGAAGUUGUAAGAUGUUGGAAACUUUCAAACCACCACCUACCAAGAAAUCUCGAAAGGAGCGGAACCGAGGAAAAUUACCUGGAACAACUGAUGCAUCAGAGGUUAUGGAACAAGAAAUUUGGAAAGAGUUCCCGGAAGACCUUUUCGAAGCUGUCAUUUCAAGACUUCCUAUUGAUACAUUUUUCCGCUUCCGCUCAGUUUGCAAGAAAUGGUAUUCCUUACUGAACUCUCAAAGUUUCUCUCAGCAUUGUGCUGAGGUUCCGCCAGCCCAUCCCUGGUUUUACACCAUCACUCACGAAAAUGUGAAUUCUGGAGCCAUGUAUGAUCCUUCCCUGAAGAAAUGGCACCAUCCCACCAUUUCCUCUCUACCCAAAAAGAUGAUCAUUUUGCCAGUUGCUUCGGCAGGGGGCCUAGUGUGUUUUCUUGACAUUGGUCAUAGGAACUUCUAUGUAUGCAACCCUCUCAAUCAGUCUUUCAAAGAGUUGCCUUCUAGGUCAGUUAAGGUCUGGUCCCGUGUUGCUGUGGGGAUGACUCUCAAUGGAAAUUCCACAAGCUGUGGCUACAAGAUCUUAUGGGUGGGGUGUGAUGGAGAGUAUGAAAUUUAUGACUCCAUGAAGAACUCAUGGACACGACCGGGAAGCAUGCCUUCAUAUAUGAGGCUCCCACUAUCACUUAACUUCCGAUCACAAGCAGUUUCACUUGAUGACACACUUUAUUUCAUGAGAUCAGACCCUGAAGGGAUAGUGUCCUACGAUAUGGUUACUGGUGUAUGGAAGCAGUUCAUAAUCCCAGCCCCGCUUCAUUUAAGUGACCACACACUUGCGGAGUGUGGGGGCCGGAUUCUGCUUGUGGGUUUGCUUACAAAGAAUGCUGCCACAUGCGUGUGCAUAUGGGAGCUGCAGAAGAUGACUCUCUUGUGGAAGGAGGUUGACAGAAUGCCAAACAUAUGGUGCUUGGACUUUUAUGGGAAGCACGUUAGGAUGACAUGCCUGGGCAACAGAGGUUUGCUCAUGCUGUCAUUAAGAUCGAGACAAAUGAAUCGACUAGUUACUUACAAUGUGAUGAGCAGGGAAUGGCAAAAGGUUCCUGGAUGUGUGGUGCCCCGUGGCAGAAAGAGGCAGUGGAUUGCUUGCGGUACUGCCUUUCAUCCUUGCCUCACUUCAACUGCUUAGUUGAGCUUUUGUUUCUGUUUCUGGCGGCAAUAGCAUGUCAGAGAUGAGUUUUUUUUUUUCCAUCUGGAAUUUGUUUUAUGCCUGAAUGGCUGCAAGCUUUCAAAGUAAUCGGAAACAAUGGGAUGUAUGCUGAUAGGACCUUUUUUUUUUUUCCCUGUACAAACUUGUGGAUGAAUAACUUUAAUUUAAGGAGACUUUAAGUUUAAGGAUA
This is a messenger RNA of Pistacia vera, 3348 nucleotides long. Its product is annotated as F-box only protein 6. Gene Ontology annotation, molecular function: protein binding. Bases 1947 to 3137 code for a protein of 396 amino acids. The transcript has 2 exons. The record is from RefSeq and is a predicted model, not a curated record. NCBI's taxonomy places the organism in Eukaryota, Viridiplantae, Streptophyta, Magnoliopsida, Sapindales, Anacardiaceae.